CACAGGCCUCAUCCUCAUCUUCAUCCCCAGCAGCAGCAACAACAACAACAAUCACAACAGCAACAGCCACCGUGCAAAGUCACCCCCACGCACACGCGUCACACACACUGCCACUCACAUUCACACAUUCACAGCCAUGCGCACAAACACCAAGCACCUCUGCUGAGACAGAGACGGGGCUCUUCGGACAUCAUCUUGGGUCAAGGAGGUGACCAUUCUGAGAGUAUUCUCUGGAAAUUCGAUUGCGACCUAGCGGGUGAACCGGACGUAGUAAUCUCUCCACCGCCCCCGCCGCCGCCACCCUCAGCAACGGUGUCGAGGACCACCACUCUUUGACCAAUACUCGAGGAGGUGCCGACAGGUGUACCUGCUCAAAAGGAACUGUCCACGCAGGCCUCAGUAGUCAUCAACGUGGUCGAUCAGAAGGAGACCUGCUUAUAACAUAUAUAGUCGCCGGGGCGAGUUGGUAAACCGCAACGAGGGCCAUCUUGCGCCGACGACGAUGACGACGUGAAGCCGUCGAUCGAUAUUGUAUAAAUGCUGAACAACUGGUCUCAAUUAGAAGACGAAGACGCUGUAACAAGGAUACGUACGUAGUGCUCCGCGUGAUAUAUUCCCGUGACGCGUUUCCGUUCUUGUGCAGACGGAAAUUACGACAGCAUGGAUCAAGUGGUAUGACUAGUCCGACACUCGACGAAUUCGGCGAGGCCGGCUUGCACGAACGACACGUACAUGAUUCCGCGUGUAAGUAUUGAUCGAACUGAUGUCGACGCAAGAACGUACACUCUAAUCGGGAUAAUGGAGACUAUGUAGCUAGCCGUGUGUUGAUAGAAGCGGUAUGACCGAGUGAUCCCCGAAGUCAUCAAGGUAUCAGGUAGACAUUUGCCGAUCCACGAAGACAACGGAAUGUUAUUCGGGGAGCGAAGCGGAUGCCCUCUCUAACUGCCAGUGAUCAUAUGUAUGACUGGUCGGAUCGGGAUUAAAUUGAAAAGUACCGGUGCGGAGAUGUCACGGAUCAAUCGAGAUAAUAGACGCCACAUAGAAAAUGGAAUUCCGCGCGCAACGCCAGAUACGAACGGAAAUCGUUUGAAAUUUCCCGGGGCAAUAGUGGAAUUGAGUGGAAAGCACGCUUGCGUUCGAGUUGUCCAGACCGACCAAGACCGACCGCGGUGCCGCGACACGUGUCGGCGAGCCGACACUGGAGCCGAAUUUUAAGUGAAACAUAUCGAAGCGGAUUUAGAAACUCGGUGAAGCUUGUUAAAGAUCGGUGAAGCUUGUUAAAGAUCGGUCGUCACAUAUAGGAUUGUCCUCCAGCCGCGUUGCGACCCGUACAUCAGGGAGCUACAUGCUGAAACGAACAACAACGGGUAAUGAAACAUCAAGUCAUCUAUUAUCUAUCACGAGGGCUUCACGCAUAUCUGUUGACUGAUCGAUACUGAUAUGUGACUACCUCACAGAGAGUAUUCGCCAUCACGAUAUGGUCGGCACACAUACCCUACGGCAAUGUUCUACGCGCAGUUCUAUAUGUGAACGCCGACAUUAAGUCGAGAUCGCUGACGUAGUCGCACGCGAACGCGAUGACAAAGUCUAUUGGAAUGCAGUUUCCAGUGACAAUAAUUUCGGAUCGCUAUUUUGCUGCGACUGCAACCGUAAUGCUCGCGAAACAAGUAAACCUAACAAAAUCAAUGUAAAAUGUAAUAUUUUACUUCUUGCGAGUUCUCGAUACCGAUCGAAGUUGCGAGACAGACGGAACCAAUAGACAAGUAAAUGAUUGUAGACUACGAACGGCUGAGUAGAGUUUUUACACGCGACGAGAGGUAUAGUGCCAAAUAAUAAACAAAGAUAAAAGAAGUAUCGACGACUGUAUCAUAUGACUCGGACCAAAAUCGAAUUAGUGAUCACUGCCAGAUUUAGCCUAAACAAAUACCAAAGCGUCCAAUCAUUUCGACAGGCAGGGUUUAAAAGUCAACCUAUGAACAGUAGAUGCAGUAGAUGCUUGUUAUUAUGAAAAAUUGGUAGAAUUAAUAACUUAAGUUUACGCUGCAAUAUAAAGAAUAAUUUACAGCGAAAUUUCCAGCUUAAGAAAAGAGUUCUUAAUUCCUCGUCGGGAAGAUUCUUUAAUGUUUGAUCAGGAGAGCAAGGAACGUAAAGUUCAAACCGCAACCGGAUAAAAGAAGUAACGUUGUACAAAUUUUCAUUGAAAUAGCAUAAUAUAGAUAUAUGAAAGUACUUAUAUUGUUGAAAGUUUUUUUGCUCAGAUAUUUUCAUGUCCAAACUCUGCAAUAAAUUCAAAUAUAACAUUGUCUUCCUCCACUCAUCAAAUGUCCCAACAAUUAGCGAUUUGAUGAAAGCAAUGUCCUCUGAAGGAAAUAUUCCAUAAUUUGCAACUGAGAAAUCAGUCAGAAAUUGAGUCGUAAGAUACCUCGAACGAUAAUGGGAGAAGGACACGAUCACCUGAUGGCGUUGUAUUAUAUGCAAGAUGGUACACUAAUUGUUGAAAAGUGAUUUAUAAAUCUUUUGUAUAAAUGUAUGUGUGAUUUAUAAAUGCACUUGAAACAUAAAUAUAUAUGUAAAAAUAUGUAUAUGUAUGUAUACGUCAGCGUAUGUACAUAUUAUACGUACAUAAAUUGUAUGCGUGCGGCACAGAGGACAAAGUCCGCGCGAAGUGCGAACGUGCCAAACGACUUAGUCAUAUUUUGACACGAUCGAAUAGUUUAUUAUCACUGAUGUACGUACAGCGAGUGUUUUUCACGAGGAGAAAGAGAAAGGUAGGGAUAAGCCGAUUAACCUGUUCGACAGUUUUUAGCUAUACACCCCGCGGCGUUUCGUAAUGUGAAUAUAUUAUUAUACGCGUAUACCGCUGUUUGUUGAGAAGAUUACGUCAUGCAGUAAAUUUAUUAAUGCGUUAUUAGCUGUUGGACAAUGUGAAAGUAAGUGUAUAAGUACGUGUACAUGCAAAUAUUUAUCGACGAAACUUUCGUUCCAAAAAGAAUAAAAAAAAAAAAGAAGAAACAGAGAACAAAUAAAAAAAAGAAACGAGGUAAAGAAAUAACGGGAAUUAUACGCGCUCGAAAACGAGCAGUUCCAUACUGCCACUGUGUGCGAUAAGCCGAUACGCGAUACGUUUUUAAUUCGGUACAUUUACCAAUUUUACUGUAACGCGUAUUUCUCGUAUUGUGCCAAUAAUAAUACAAUUAAAAUACGAAUAUUACCUCGCGCGAGUCGUACAGAUCAUUUACGUGACCCGUUGCAGAAUUUAUCGGCGAGUACGACAACUCUUUAUGUCUAUGUCUGCACGUGCGAUACAUAAGUUUUCCAGUCGAGCAAAGCCAAUAUCAUAAGCAUAUGCGAGAGAGACGGGGUUACUUCCAGUGCGCGGGGAAAUCUUUCUGCAGACUUUACACUUUUGUGCGCGCGUCUUUCGAUACUCCUAAGAGCGAUCGAUUGUGUUACGAUACAUUAUGUCGUGUAACAUUAUAUUUCUUUAUUGCGCCGAAACCGAAAAAUUGAUUUCAAACAGCUCAAACUGGACAGUGAGGCUAUGGUAACUCGUCGGUGUGCUGAUAAUCAAAGGCUACCUGUACGAAAAGUGUCUAUGAAUGUCUAUAAGCAACACACGAGAACGACAAAUAUCUGGAUACUUUCUCUACAUCGAAAUAAAAGAUUUGAGUACCUACUGUACAGUAUUUAAUAUUGCAGGGAAUAAACAUUUUCGAUGCUCAUAAAAAAAACAACUUGUACAUGCUUAACAUACUUUUAUCAGUAUAUAAUGAUCAGUAGUAUGAUAAAAGACGUACAUGAUUUUAUUAAAAGAAUACACUUCCAUCUUCUCCCAUAUUAAAUUAAUUUAAGGAAGGGAAAAUAGGAAAAUGUGAAGUAAUAGUUGGACUUUUAAAAAAUAAUUUUGGAAAUUAAUUUUGUGAGACGUGAAAUUGCGAGGCAUAUAUAUAGAAAUAUAAUCGGAGAAUUUUCUUUCAAAAUUUCAGAAUAAAGUUAGAAAAUAGAGUUGUGCAAUUAAUAUAUUUUAUAAUUUCCAUACACACACAAACACAUACUUCAUUUUUUCAUAUUAUGUUUUAAUAAUGCUUAUUUCACUCUCGUGUGAACUUGUGACUCUCCGCAUAACGUUCUACUUCACCAUUCGGUAAUAUUAUCUGUCUUCUCAGUUCUUUUAUAAGUGGCGAACGAUCAAUCUUUCGUUUCAUGAAAGAAUGUUCGCUUCCUGCGACUGCAUGCACGGCUCCGCAGUUAUAUUUUUCUAUCACGGAAAUUUCUGUGUUAGCAUAGCACUUCAUAUAAAAGAUGAAAAGUCAAUAUGACGUUACAUCAAUCAUAAUUAAAUUCUUUACAAAUAUUUCCAAGCAUUCGUAACUUCAAUCGUUUACUCAAAAUCGUCAUCAUUUUAUUUAUGUCAAUUUAUAUUUAUUAUGUACUCAAAUUUUUAACAAAUCUAUUGGCAGGUUAUCUCGAUGACGUGUUUAAUCGAUUUCAACAACCUACGCUGCGGAAAGCGAUUGUAUUCGAUGGAUUUUGAGAAAAUUGUUUUAUCACAAAUCUACGAUCGUAUAUAAUCCGAUAUCCGUGAAACAAAGCAGAUAAAAUAGUUUCUCGAUGAUUGGACGGCUGCACAGCUCUCAAAUUUGAGUAGCGAUAAUAUCAAAUAUUGAAAGCUUUAAUGUUUAGUUCGACGAAUUAACAACUUUAUAUGUAUCUUUCAACACUUUUCAAUUUCUACUUAAUAAAUUUUACAUCUAAGUUAAUAAAUUAUUAUUAACCUCCAUAUUCGUAAAUUAUGUAUUUGUAAUGUUAGCUGAUAUGCUAAUUAUUUAAAAAGACUAUUUGAGAUAAAAACUAAUUAACUUAUACA
Molecule: messenger RNA, 4867 nt
Organism: Odontomachus brunneus
Lineage: Eukaryota; Metazoa; Arthropoda; Insecta; Hymenoptera; Formicidae
Product: AT-rich binding protein-like
Exons: 2
Source: RefSeq, a predicted model, not a curated record